Messenger RNA from Pyrenophora tritici-repentis Pt-1C-BFP, 853 nucleotides. The record is from RefSeq and is a predicted model, not a curated record. NCBI's taxonomy places the organism in Eukaryota, Fungi, Ascomycota, Dothideomycetes, Pleosporales, Pleosporaceae.
GUGUUUCAACAGACCCAUACCAUUACGCCCACUCUUGCUUGUCACAACUUGGCGUUGUAACACCUUGAUAGAUAUGGCUACACUCUCUGUGCCGUCACCCGGUCUAGGCUCGGCUUCAUUGGGCGGCAGCAUUCACAGACCACUCUCCACUCACGGCCUGCCAAAGCAGCCUCGUACCAUGUCAUCCGAACGACCGCAUCGUUUCUCAGCAAAAAGUUACCCUCCUCCCGCCCUCGUCCACACUCCCAUGACACCAAGGUCGUUGGGGCCAAUGUCGCCGCCACCAAUGUCCGCAAAGUCGUUUGGCACCUUCAUCGACUCUGAGCCGUCCACACCAGCCUACUCACCACGAAUGGACCAUGGAUGGGAUGACUCUUCGGUGGUCUUGGUCAGACCCAUGUCUUCGUCUUCUGAACCUUCCAGUCCUACAGAGCCUGUAUGGCGUAUGCUGCAACCACUUCCAGCAAAGGCUCCAACCAAGCCCAAGCCUAGCUCCACCAUUGUUCAGCCCAAACAACCCGCAAUCACAGCUAGAGAGAUUUCGUCAAACACAUCGAUUGCAUCACAGCCAAGGCAGAUCAGUCACAUUAGUCAUCCAAAUCAGUUCAAGCUGGCAGACCUAUCUCAACAAGACUAUGUCUCGGACCACCAUGACAGCGCAAAAGAAGAAGAGAAGAAGCAAGAAGAUCAAAGUUCCGGUACACCUACAACAGCGACCUUUGGGGGCAAGCUAGCAUCCAAGAUGAAACUGAUGCUCCGGCGCAAGAACACAAAUGCCAAGAAGAAGGAGAAGAAGAAGAGGGUAUACGAAGAGGUUGACAAGAUUGAGGCUGUACAUUGGACUGAGAUGUAA